This is a messenger RNA of Magnolia sinica, 792 nucleotides long. Its product is annotated as bZIP transcription factor 23-like. The record is from RefSeq and is a predicted model, not a curated record. The coding region runs from base 106 to 792 and encodes 228 amino acids. Gene Ontology annotation, biological process: positive regulation of DNA-templated transcription. The transcript is spliced from 3 exons. NCBI's taxonomy places the organism in Eukaryota, Viridiplantae, Streptophyta, Magnoliopsida, Magnoliales, Magnoliaceae. Gene Ontology annotation, cellular component: nucleus. Gene Ontology annotation, molecular function: DNA-binding transcription factor activity.
UAUCAUCAGGUCUUCUAGCCACCAUCUCUCCUCUUCAAACCAUCUAAUCCAAAAUCCUCCAAAAAGAUAGAAAAAGUUAAAGAAAAGGAAAGAAAAACUCCAGAAAUGUUCCCCACAUUCCACUCAUUUGAAGAAUAUAAAAAGACAAUACAAUUAUCCAUCUCUCCCUACAGUUUCAGCCUCCACUCCCUCCAUUUGCAAAAUCAGAUGGUCAUCACAAACCAUGUCGUGGAGCACCCCAUGAGCUCCGUUCCAUUGGCAGGGCCGACCACCACCACCAGCUGGGAGAAUCCCAUCGGAACAGAUAGAGACAAUGCGAUGAGAUUCGAUCUGCAGAACGCGGGCAGUCGCACCAGAGCAUUGGCUGCAGGGCAGCAGUAUCAGUUUCAUGGAUCUGGAAAUGCUGCAGAGAAUGUGAGUGGGAGUUUUGGAGGUGGGAAUGGAGGAUUUGGGCUUGUUCCUCAACACGCAUUUCAGCCAUUGGAUGGUUUUGAUGGGGGUGUUUGUAAAGAAGGAGGAAGAAAUCAACAGAAGCAAAGGAGUGAGAAUGGUGUGGAUGCUGUCACUUCAGCUGAGAAAAAACGUAACAGGAUGAUCAAGAACAGGGCCUCAGCUGCCAGGUCUAGAGCAAGGAAACAGGCUUACACAACCCAGCUAGAGAUUGAAGUUGCACAGCUUCAGAAAGAAAAUGAAUUACUCAGGAAAAGGAAAAAGGUUUUUAAAGAUGCUGAACUUGGGGAGCUUACAAAAUCCCGCAAGAUGGCGCCAAAGACCCUUUCAGCAGCAUUCUAG